Caretta caretta (loggerhead turtle) is the source of this 972-nucleotide messenger RNA. The record is from RefSeq and is a predicted model, not a curated record. Lineage: Eukaryota; Metazoa; Chordata; Testudines; Cheloniidae.
GCCGUGCGGCCACACAGAGAGGCACGUGCCCUAGGGCUGUCAGCCCUCCAGGAUUGUCCUGGAGUCUCCAGCAAUUCAAGGUUAAUCUCUAAUUAACGAUUAUGUCAUGUGAUGGAACCUCCAGGCAGACAUCCAACCAAAAUUGGGAACCCUACUAUCCCAGCAUGCCGUGCGGCCCUGCAGAGAGGAUUUCCAUAAGGCUGGAAUCCUUUGUUUGAUUCCCCCGCCUCCCAGUGGAGAAGUUCAGCAUUCCAGCCUCGGCCUAGGAGCAGCCAGGACAGGUUGCUGCUUGCAGGGAGCUGCCCAAGGGUUCACUUGGGUGUCACGGGAGAUGGAGGCCACUUUGCCAGCAGUGGCAGAGCAGCUUUUGAAAGAGAUACAAAAGGCUUUCCAGGAGACCGCGCAUGUUCCUGAUGAUCUCCUGUUGGCGCUGAAAUUUGUAUUUGGCUCAUCUGCUGUGGCAGCCUUGGAUUUGGUUGAUCAACAUUCAGUCACGCGAAUCGUGUCUUCUAGUGGAAGGGCUGUGUACCAGGUCCUCGGGAGUUCAGGCAAACUGUACACCUGUUAUGCUUCCUGCCACUUCUGCACGUGCCCUGCAUUUGCUUUCUCCGUGCUGCGGAAGAGCGACAGCCUGGUGUGUAAGCACAUCCUUGCCAUGUACCUCAGCCAGGCCACCGGCACAUGCCAAGAGCUAUCUGUCUCUGACCAGCAGCUGGCAAGCAUCUUACUGGCUGAGGAAGAGGAGGAAGGAAGAAGGACUUUGGACCAUGUGCUUACACCCUCUCUCCUGCAACGCCUCCCUGGCUCCUCUGAGGUACAUCGACAAGCAUUACUAACAUCCCUAAGGCAAGCAAGCGUUGAUCAAGGCAGUUAGUUUUCCUCCCAAGCUGAAUUUAGGCUGGAAAUUAUUUAGCAGCCAUGCACUGUUGUGUUGUAAUAAAUGUUACGGAGCCUCAUAACAUGAGGCUGAGA